Molecule: messenger RNA, 2292 nt
Organism: Vidua macroura (Pin-tailed whydah)
Lineage: Eukaryota; Metazoa; Chordata; Aves; Passeriformes; Viduidae
Product: coagulation factor X-like
Exons: 7
Coding region: 335-1576 (413 amino acids)
Biological process (GO): proteolysis; blood coagulation
Molecular function (GO): serine-type endopeptidase activity; calcium ion binding
Source: RefSeq, a predicted model, not a curated record
GAUAAAAUUAGAUCAUCCCAUUGUGAGAUGCUCCACCCAGGGGGAGGAACCAAGUGUUCCUACCUGCAUAUAAUCUGAGGCUUGUAACAGUCACAAUCAGCCUUGUCCACUGAAUUCUCAGAGGGCAAGAGUUCCAUAACCACCACUGGAACUUCAGAGGAAGAAUAAACCCUUCUACAGGAUCCCUGCUUCAACAGAACCACAUCUAUCAUUUCAAGAGGACAGCUGCCAGCAGUUAAUUGGACUACUACCAACACCCGGACUAACAGGGUGUCAGCAGCUGUCCCAGAGCCCUGCAGAGCAAGCAGCGGGUGAUGCGCAGUGAGCUCGGAGGAUGGGCAUGGCAGGUCAUCGUGGGACAAUGUGGCUGCUUCCCGUUGUCCUCCUUUUCCUUCAGAUGAGGCAGACAGAUGGGAACCAGUGCAGUUCAAAUCCUUGUCACUAUGGUGGCCACUGUAAAGAUGGAAUUGGUUCCUACACUUGCACAUGCUUGGAUGGUUAUCAAGGCAAGAACUGUGAAUUUGUCAUACCAAAGUUCUGCAGAAUAAACAACGGGGACUGUGAGCAGUUCUGCAGCGUCCAAAGAGAUGGGCGGAAGGAUGUAUUGUGUUCCUGUGCAGAUGGGUAUGCUCUAGCAGAGGAUGGCAAACACUGUGUUGCAACAGUAAAAUACCCUUGUGGAAAAGUUUUUGUGGCAAGGAAAAAAAGAUCUGUUCUUUCACCCACUGACCAUAGCAGUGGAACAAGUGAUCAAGCAGACCUUCCUGCAAACGAAACAAGUGCGGAGGAGGACUUUGCAAUUACCACAGAAAGCCCAACGCCUCCGCCUGACAACAGAACAAGCAGCAAGACUCCGUAUGUCGAUACCAGGAUAGUUGGUGGGGAUGAAUGUCUUCCUGGCCAAUGCCCAUGGCAGGCUGUUCUGUUAAACGAGGAAGGAGAAGAGUUUUGUGGUGGAACUAUUCUGAAUGAAAAUUUUAUACUUACUGCAGCUCAUUGCAUAAACCAAUCCAAAGAAAUCAAAGUUGUUGUUGGUGAAGUGGACAGAGAGAAGAAAGAGCAGUCUGAAUCAAUGCACACUGUGGACAAAAUAAUCGUUCACUCCAAGUUUGAUGCUGAGACUUACGAUAAUGACAUUGCCUUACUAAAGCUGAAGGAACCUAUCAGAUUUUCAGAGUAUGUCAUCGCAGCGUGUCUCCCCAAAGUGGACUUUGCUAAUGAAGUUCUGAUGAACCAGAAAUCUGGGAGGGUUAGUGGCUUUGGGCGGGAAUUUGAUGGUGGACAACUCCCAAAGAAACUGAAGGUGCUUGAACUCCCCUAUGUUAACAAGAGCACUUGUGAACAAUCCACUUACUUUGUGGUAACUGAGAACAUGUUUUGUGCUGGCUAUGACACAGAGGAAAAAGAUGCUUGCCAAGGAGACAGUGGUGGCCCCCAUGUGACCAGAUAUAAGGAUACUUAUUUUGUUACUGGAAUUGUUAGCUGGGGUGAAGGAUGUGCAAGGAAAGGCAAAUAUGGUGUCUAUACCAAACUGUCCCGGUUCUUGCGCUGGGUAAGAACAGUCAUGAGUUUGUAGUGGUGGUGCGUCCCUUGCUCCUUCUUGUUAGCUGUCAAGGUGCAGGAUUGGAAAUGGAAGCUUUCUUUUCCUAUACAACUCCUAAGUUUGUUUUGAGAUCUGAUUCUUAAAGAUAUGUUCUGCUUCCAUUUGUAUUAUUGCUGGCUUUAAAGCACACCUCUGAGGACUGUGAAAGUGUUUGGAAUUGGUUGAAUGAGGGAAUGUCCCCAAGCAAAAAGGCUGCUGAGUGGGGUCUUUGGCUUCUUUGAAUUAUUUAUCAAUGGCCAUUUUGGUUCCUAUCUGCUGUCACAAGUGCUCCUACCAGAGGCUCCUAAACAUGUUCUGAACAAUCACUAGCCAUGAUGAAAGCAGGAAGGAUAGGAGUCAGUUAAUCCUCAUAGUGCAGCAGUCUGGCUCAGCAGGGAGUUUGUCCAUGCUGGAGUUGUUUAGCUUCUACCUUAAGAUGUGUACAGAAGAUUAAGAAAGCAGGGGAUUGCAUAUCUAAUUAAAAAGAGGUUUUGCUUUAUAAGGAUUGUACUUCAAUCUAGUUUAAUUUGUACACACUUCUCAUCAGAAAAAAUAUAUGUGCACAUCCACUGUUUUUUGUAUCUCGUUCUGGAUUGUGUAUGACUGAGGAUUGGAAAACUCCUUGCAUGUGUAUUGUUCUAGAUGUUUCUGUUAGGUGAAAUAUUGAUGUACAACAGCAUUUGAAAUAAACCAUUCUUUCUUUUUUGUUC